GCACAGUCAAGCGGAGUUUGCGAACGCGCAGUCGCAUUGACAGAUCCCGCUCUCUUUGUCAUCAGUCAUCACAUGGACAAGCUAGUGUACGUUCGCCUUACUCGCACGAUUCGUACAACAUUCAUUUCCUUAUAUAGCAAAACGGAUCACCGGUGAGAGAAACUGCAUUAUCAUGAGCACAAUAAUUACCCAGGAAGCCUACGACGAAGAGAUUAGGGAAUUAAUAGAGAGUCUCGGCUUGACUGAAGAGGAGGCGAUCGAGGAUGCUAUUAAAUGCUACGAAAUGAAAGGAAUAAACCUGAGCAACAUCGUCACAGAUUCAGUUCUUGAGGAUAAAUACAAGCAGAUAGUGACGUGCCUGGAACGAUUAACAUGUACUGUAAACGACAAAAGUUACGAAGGCGUGCUGGAGACAUUGCAAAAACUGCGAGACGAGUUGGAUAAGGAUAUCGCACACAGGGUUUUCGCAGGCAAACGCAAAUGUUACAAUAUUCUGAUCGAUCUCUUGAAAGAUUGCAAGAAAAACCACGUGAUACUUGAAUCCACGCUGGAGACAAUCACCUCAUUAAUGUCCGGUUAUCCAGACUUGCUGGACGACGAAGGGAUUGCGUUGCAAAUAGAGAUUUUAGAGGGACAUUGCGAUACGACAACAUUACAAUAUCUAUUGCGUUGGAUACGAGAAUGCUGUAUAAAGCACGAGUUAAAUAGGCAAAAGAUAUUUGACACCAAUAUCUUUGAAAAACUAAAGAAGAUAUUGAUACGUGUAGAUGUAGAUGCGCAAGAGAUUAAAGAUGCAUGUUCGGUAAUCAGAGCGUUGGUAUUGGACGAUGAUAUUAGGCACGAAUACGGAAAGGCACACGAACAUGCGACUAUUAUGGCAAAGGGUGCUCUCGACAUCAUCACGGGAUUAUUGAAAAGAUUUAAAAAGGAUACGAAAGUCAUAGGCGACCUAAUGAUCACAUUGGCCGCAUUGGUUGUUCGAAAUGAAUUCUGUCAGGAAGUAGAAGAUGCUGGGGGAUUGAAAUUCAUUUUAGAUAUAAUGACUGAAUAUCCAGAUUCUGAAAAAUUGAAUUGGCAGGCUUUGAAGUUGCUCAAAGCGCUUGCUGGCAAUGAUAAUGUCAAGUCUCAUAUCGUUACUUCCGGAUGCGGUCCUUUAAUCGUAUCUGCUAUCAGUAGAAUGAAAAGAUCGGAGAAUGUCGUGACUGCUGGACUGAGUUGCAUAUCGGCAUUAUCUUUACGAAGCACUUCGAAUUCUGGUGUGUUCUACGAUUGCGGCGCAGCCCAAGUAAUCGUAGAUACUAUGAAGGCUUAUCCUAAUAAUGUAAACAUCUUAAAGCAAGCCUCUUGGGCGAUUAGAAACAUGUCGGUGCGAAAUAAAUCCGAAUCUAAGGAAUUCUUAAUGUACGGUGUUGAAGAAAUACUACGAGAAGCAGUACGUUUACAUGGUCCUAAAUUAGAGGAUAACAUAAAAGCCGCACUAAGAGAUUUAGGUCUGAAGGUAGAUUUAAAAGAAAGAUGGACAGGAAAAGGCGUUAAUUUGAACAAUGAACGUUAUUAAUCAUUGGCAGCAACAUCGUCAGAGUAUAG
Messenger RNA from Acromyrmex echinatior (Panamanian leafcutter ant), 1587 nucleotides. RefSeq names its product armadillo repeat-containing protein 6 homolog. NCBI's taxonomy places the organism in Eukaryota, Metazoa, Arthropoda, Insecta, Hymenoptera, Formicidae. Gene Ontology annotation, biological process: hematopoietic progenitor cell differentiation. Gene Ontology annotation, molecular function: protein binding. The record is from RefSeq and is a predicted model, not a curated record.